This is a messenger RNA of Knipowitschia caucasica, 1698 nucleotides long. The record is from the annotation of a GenBank genome assembly. NCBI's taxonomy places the organism in Eukaryota, Metazoa, Chordata, Actinopteri, Gobiiformes, Gobiidae.
AUGACUCUGCUGUCAGACGACCAGUCCGUCCGGCCGCAGCCCUGUCGCCUUCCACAGACACAGAAGCAUCUGGGAAAUGGUUUCCAGAGCUACACCACAGACUGCUCCAAAGAGGACUUCAUGGACAGUGGGGAGGGCUCGGUGUUUGGGGCUGUGGAGCCUCCGCGGCGCUCCAGGGGGCGGCUCAUCCUCCACGGAAUGGUUAUGUUUGGAAGGGAAUUCUGUUACGCCGUGGAGGCCGCCUUUGUGACUCCGGUGCUGCUCAGCGUGGGUUUGCCUCGCAGCCUCUACAGCCUGGUGUGGCUCAUCAGCCCCAUCCUGGGAUUCUUACUGCAGCCGGUUAUCGGCUCGGCCAGUGACUACUGCCGCUCUGCGUGGGGCCGCAGGAGGCCCUACAUCCUCACUCUGGGAGUCCUCAUGCUCAUCGGGAUCACUAUGUUCCUCAAUGGAGACGCUGUGGUUUCAGCUCUGGUCAGUGAUCGGUCUCUGCGGAGCGUCUGGGCCAUCGUCGUGGUCAUGUGUGGAGUGGUGCUAUUUGACUUCGCUGCAGACUUCAUCGAUGGACCCAUCAAAGCUUAUCUGUUCGACGUGUGUUCGCACCAAGACAAAGAGAGAGGCCUGCACUACCACGCCCUGCUCACUGGUCUGGGAGGGGCCUGUGGAUACCUGGUGGGGGCCAUGGACUGGGGCCACUCGCUGCUGGGCCGGCUCCUGGGCUCCGAGUACCAGGUCAUCUACUUCUUCUCUGCGCUGACGUGGGCCGUGUUCCUCACCGUCCACCUCUUCAGCAUUCCCGAACAGCCGCUGGGCAAAGAGGGCCCAGAGUCGGCCCCCAGUGCUCUGCGUCUGCUGGGCUCCCACACCAACAGCAACGGAUACGGAGCCCUGGUGAAAGAGCCGGUCGGGGCCCCCAGCUCCCCCACAGAGCUGAGGCCCCGGUCCUUCUCUGCUCUGGGCGAGGCCAACUCUGUCACCUCCAGCGCCAAGCAGCCCAACAAGAAGGCUCAGAAGAGAAUGACGUUGAGGUCUUUAAUGAAAGCUGUAAUCAACAUGCCGAGCCAUUACCGCUACUUAUGCGUGAGUCACCUGCUGGGAUGGACGGCCUUCCUCUGCAACAUGCUCUUCUUCACGGACUUCAUGGGACAGAUUGUGUACAAAGGAAACCCGUACGCGGAUCACAAUUCUACGGCUUAUGCGACGUACGAGAGAGGAGUGGAGGUGGGCUGCUGGGGGCUGUGCAUCAAUGCUGUGUCUUCUGCCUUGUAUUCAUAUGUGCAGCGUUGCCUUCUGCCCUACAUCGGACUAAAAGGUUUAUACUUCAUGGGGUACUUUGUGUUCGGUCUUGGCACCAGCCUCAUCGGCCUCUUCCCCAACAUCAUCGCCACCCUCAUCCUCUGCAGCGUGUUCGGCGUCAUGUCCAGCACGCUCUACACAAUCCCCUUCAACCUCAUCGCAGAGUACCAGCUGGAGGAGGAGGAGCAGUUGAAGCUCCGUGGCGGCGGUGGGAGUCCACGUGGCACGGGCGUGGACGUGGCGGCGCUCACGUGCAUGGUGCAGCUGGCUCAGAUCAUCGUGGGGGCGGGGCUUGGCGCUCUGGUGAACUUGGCGGGCAGCGUCAUCGUGGUUGUGCUGUCGGCCUCCACCGUGUCUCUGCUCGGCUGCAUCUUCAUCGCACUCUUCAUCCGAUACGUGGAGUGA